AUGAGAGUGCGCAGCCUGGGCCUCGACGCGAGACCUCUUGCGCCUCUCAGAUUCCGUCCAGGCACUCGAGCGUCCACCUCCAGACCGAGAUGGCCGAGAUGUCCCACUCGGACCUUUCAAAGCGACAGCAAGCAGCCCGUUCCCGACUUUGCCUUCGCAUUUGAUAUCGACGGCGUCCUGCUCCGGAGCGCCAAACCGAUCGCAUACGCGCCCGAGACGCUGCAAUUCCUCCAAGCGAACACCAUCCCAUUCAUCCUCCUGACGAAUGGCGGCGGAAAGCACGAGUCGGAACGGGUGCAGGACCUCUCAGCGCGGCUGUCGGUGCCGCUGGACACGACGAUGUUUGUGCAGUCGCACACGCCGUUCGCGGAGCUGGUGCACGGCGAAAACGGCUUAAAGAACAAAUGCAUCCUGGUGGUGGGCGGCGAGGGCGGCCGCUGCCGCACCGUGGCGGAGCAGUAUGGCUACACCAACGUGGUGACGCCGGGCGACCUGUUCAUGGCGCAUCCGGAGAUGUGGCCGUUCAGCACGCCGUUCCGGGACAGCUACUACGCCACGUUUGCGCGGCCGCUGCCCAAGCCCAUCAACCCGGCCAGCCCGGACGACAGCCUCAAGAUCGACGCCGUCUUCGUCUACAACGACCCGCGCGACUGGGGGCUGGACCUGCAGAUCGUGCUGGACGUCAUGCUCUCGCACCGCGGCAUCGUCGGCACGUAUUCCGCGUUGAACGGCGACCGCGCCCUGCCCAAUUGCGGCUACCUCCAGGAUGGCCAGCCGCCGCUGUACUUCUCCAACUCGGACCUGCUGUGGGCCGCCGACUACCACCUCUCCCGGCUGGGCCAGGGCGGCUUCCGCGCGGCUCUUGAGGGUGUGUGGCGCGCUCUGACCGAACCCACGGACGCAGAUGCAGACAGAGACACAGACGCAGACGGCGACGGCGACGGCGACGCAACGCCCCCGCCGGAGCUGUACAGAACCAUCAUCGGCAAGCCUUUCCAAGCGACAUACUCGUUCGCUGAGAAGCGGUUGCUGCACCAUCGGGACGCUUUGUUCGCCCGUCGCAGCAGCCACGACACGCCCCUCAGGAGGGUCUACAUGGUCGGCGACAAUCCCGAGAGCGACAUCCGCGGCGCAAACACCUACAAGUCGCCCCAGGGUAUUGAGUGGAUUGGCUUGUUGACCCGAACCGGCGUCUACAAAGACCGUCCUGGCCACCGCCCGUCCUGGGAGCCUAGGGCCAUCGUCGACGACGUUAGAGCCGCGGUGCAGUAUGCUUUGAAGGACAGUCAUUGGCCCCAAUUGCUGCAAUAG
This is a messenger RNA of Capronia coronata CBS 617.96, 1311 nucleotides long. RefSeq lists its product as uncharacterized. Bases 1 to 1311 code for a protein of 436 amino acids. The transcript has 2 exons. Gene Ontology annotation, biological process: glycerophospholipid biosynthetic process. Gene Ontology annotation, cellular component: mitochondrion. Lineage: Eukaryota; Fungi; Ascomycota; Eurotiomycetes; Chaetothyriales; Herpotrichiellaceae. The record is from RefSeq and is a predicted model, not a curated record.